Molecule: messenger RNA, 2768 nt
Organism: Schistocerca americana (American grasshopper)
Lineage: Eukaryota; Metazoa; Arthropoda; Insecta; Orthoptera; Acrididae
Gene: Gp93
Product: endoplasmin
Exons: 15
Coding region: 124-2502 (792 amino acids)
Biological process (GO): protein folding
Molecular function (GO): ATP binding; ATP hydrolysis activity; ATP-dependent protein folding chaperone
Source: RefSeq, a predicted model, not a curated record
GGAUGGUUGUGCUAAGUUGGAGCUUGAAGUUGGUCUGAGACGGCGUCGGAUGGACAUUUAGCAGGAGUAAAUUGCAGUAACUUGGUUGUUUGAUGGUAAAACGGGCUUGAUAUUGUAGCCAGCAUGAAGUACUUCUUGCUGUGUGUGUUAGGUGUUCUGAUAUUUUCAGGCACAUGUUACGCUGAAAGUGAAGAUAGUGAAGGAACGACAGUUGAGGCUGACCUAGGCUCUAGUAGAGAAGCUUCAAGAACAGAUGAUGAGGUUGUGCAGAGGGAAGAAGAAGCAAUAAAGCUUGAUGGGCUAAAUGUAGCUCAGCUGAAGGAACUAAGGGAAAAAGCAGAAAAAUUUACUUUCCAAGCUGAGGUCAAUCGAAUGAUGAAAUUGAUAAUAAACUCACUGUAUCGUAACAAAGAGAUUUUCCUGAGAGAACUGAUUUCCAAUGCUUCUGAUGCACUGGAUAAAAUUAGGUUACUGUCAUUGACUGAUCCUAAUGCGCUGAGUGCAACGAGUGACCUAGACAUCAGAAUUAAGGCUGACAAGGAGAACCAUAUACUUCAUAUCACUGAUACAGGGAUUGGGAUGACAAAGAAUGAUCUUGUCAAUAAUCUUGGAACAAUUGCAAAAUCUGGAACUGCAGAUUUCCUCAGCAAAAUGCAGGAUGCUACUACCAGUGCCCAGGAUCUUAAUGACAUGAUUGGCCAGUUUGGUGUUGGGUUCUACUCUUCAUUCUUGGUUGCUGAUAGAGUUGUUGUGACAACCAAGCACAAUGACGACAAGCAGUACAUUUGGGAGUCUGAUGCUGGGAGCUUCAGUAUAGUUGAAGAUCCCCGUGGAGACACACUAAAGAGAGGAACUCAAGUCAGCCUUCAUUUGAAAGAGGAAGCCUUCGAUUUUGUGGAACAGGAUACAAUUAAAAACCUUGUGAAGAAAUAUUCUCAGUUCAUUAACUUCCCCAUCUAUCUUUGGACAAGCAAAACAAUCAAAGUUGAAGAACCAGUUGAACCAGAUGAGGUAGAAAAAGAAGAAAAGAAAGAAAAUGAAGUGGAAGAAGAUGAUGACGAUACUGAAGUAGAAGAAGAAAAGUCUGAAGAAAAACCAAAGACAAAGAAAGUUGAUAAAACUGUUUGGGACUGGGAAAUUUUAAAUGAUAACAAGCCUAUCUGGACUCGAAAGCCAGCUGAGGUACCUGAUGAUGAAUACAAUGAAUUUUACAAGUCUCUCACUAAGGAUACGAAGAAUCCAUUAACAAAAAUCCAUUUCAUAGCAGAAGGUGAAGUUACUUUCAAAUCGUUAUUGUUUGUACCCCAGACACAGCCCGGAGAAAGUUUCAAUAGAUACGGCACAAAGACUGACAAUAUCAAGCUGUAUGUGAGACGUGUUUUCAUCACCGAUGAGUUCAAUGAUAUGAUGCCAAAUUACUUGAACUUUGUUCAGGGUGUAGUAGACUCUGAUGAUUUGCCACUUAAUGUCUCCAGAGAAACACUUCAGCAGCAUAAACUUAUCAAAGUAAUCAAGAAGAAACUGGUUCGCAAGGCUUUGGAUAUGUUUAAGAAAAUUGAAAAGAAAGAUUAUGAGAAAUUCUGGAAAGAGUACUCCACAAAUAUUAAACUAGGUGUCAUAGAAGAUCCUUCCAACCGUACAAGGCUAGCAAAGCUGCUUAUGUUCCAUUCAUCCCAUGGACCUGAAAUGACCUCUUUGUCUGACUAUGUGAGCCGAAUGAAGGAGAAGCAAGAACAGAUUUUCUACAUUGCUGGAGCCAAUCGUAAAGAGGUUGAAGAUUCUCCAUUUGUUGAACGUUUAUUGAAGAAGGGGUAUGAGGUUCUGUAUUUGACAGAAGCUGUGGAUGAAUACUGUAUAUCUGCACUGCCUGAAUUUGAUGGGAAGAAGUUCCAAAAUGUGGCCAAAGAAGGUUUUUCUCUUUCUGGAGACUCAAAAUCCAAAGAGAAACUUGAAAAUAUAAAGAAGCAAUAUGAGCCUCUCCUAAAUUGGCUCAAUGAUAAAGUACUUAAAGAUCAGAUCUCGAAGGCUACUAUCUCGGAGAGAUUGUCUGGAUCACCUUGUGCUUUGGUUGCGGGUAUGUUUGGAUGGACUGGAAAUAUGGAACGCUUAGCUAUUUCUAAUGCUCAUCAAAAGUCUGAUGAUCCACAGAGAAGCUACUAUCUUAACCAGAAGAAAACUUUGGAAGUCAAUCCACGCCAUCCUUUGAUCAAGGAACUUCUGAGGAGAGUUGAAGAGGAUCCUAGUGACCCCACUGCCAAAGAUAUGGCUUUGAUGAUGUUCCGUACAGCAACCUUGAGAUCAGGAUACAUGUUGAGAGAUACAACUGAUUUUGCCGAGAGCAUUGAAGUCAUGAUGAGGAAGACACUUGGUGUUCCCGAGUCUGAAGAGAUCGAAGAGGAGGAUGAAGUAGAGGAAGGAGAUGAUGAACCAAAGAAGUCAGAUGACAGUGAACAAGAAGUUGAGGACAAGGAUGGUGAAAGUGAAGAUCAUGACGAGUUGUAAAUUUAUAGUGGAGGGGCGGUGAAGACUGUGUUGUGUGGGGAUGAAAUUUGACAUUUGUGUAAUAUUAUCUGUCUGGUAAAAUGCAAAUUGGGCAGAUGUGUUAAAGUAUUUGUCUUUCUAGGAAAAGACAGGUGUGUGUGUGUGUGUGUGUGUGUGUGUGUGUGUGUGUGUGUGUGUGAUUUUUAUGUUGUAGGUGCCAGUCCGUACAAGACUUAAUUAUUUAUACUUUAUUAUACAUUCUGUUUAAUAAAAUAUGUUAAUAGGAA